Messenger RNA from Bipolaris oryzae ATCC 44560, 6801 nucleotides. RefSeq lists its product as uncharacterized. Gene Ontology annotation, biological process: secondary metabolite biosynthetic process; fatty acid biosynthetic process. Lineage: Eukaryota; Fungi; Ascomycota; Dothideomycetes; Pleosporales; Pleosporaceae. Bases 1 to 6801 code for a protein of 2266 amino acids. The transcript has 5 exons. Gene Ontology annotation, molecular function: phosphopantetheine binding; 3-oxoacyl-[acyl-carrier-protein] synthase activity; fatty acid synthase activity. The record is from RefSeq and is a predicted model, not a curated record.
AUGGCAGACAACCUGAAUAUAUAUCUCUUUGGAGAUCAGACGUUUGACGUAGAGCCUCAUUUCUCUGGUCUACUAGAGGCUAGGGACAAUCUGUUCUUGCACACACUCCUUCGUGGCGCAUACAAUGCCAUUCGGGCCGAGAUAUAUACAUUACCACCAGAGGUCCGAAAUGAAUUGCCGCGAUUUACCUGUCUCGAGGAUUUGGCAUCGUGGAAACACAGCGGGACUGGCAAGCGAUGUCUCGCCCUAGACAUGGCAAUCACUACGCUAUGGCAAUUAGGGACCUUCAUUCUACAAGCAGAAGCAUGCUAUAGAACCCCAAACUGCUCGGUGGUCGUUGGAUUAUGCACUGGAACUUUUGCUGCUGCGGCAGUAAGCUGUAGUAAGAACACAACGGAAUUGAUUCCGUUGGCCAUUGAAGCAGUCAUCGCAUCUUUUAAGACCGGUGUGCUUGUACAGGACAUUGCUCAAAGACUUGCUCCUUCACAGGAUCUCGACCAGAGCUGGGCCAUUCUCAUAGAGGGUGCAGCAUCGGCUUCGCUCAUAAGAAACUUCAAUGAUGAAAUUUCUAUUCCAUCGAUCAACAAGCCGUACAUCAGCGCCUACGCUCCAAAUGCUGUGACCGUGAGCGGGCCACCCGAUUCUAUUUCCAGACUGGUCAGUUUUGGAGCCUUCAAAGACUUGACGAAGAAGACCAUACCCAUAUCAGGACCGUAUCACGCUACCCACCUCUACUCAAAUAAUGACCUUAACUCGAUUGUCUCAGGUUUAUCGGAAAGAGCAGACAGCGGGAGGCAUGAAUCGAUACCAUUCUUGUCCACACACAAGAUUGGGUCAGAAGUCAGGACGUUUGCAUCGCUUCUGAGGGAAGCGACUGCUGAGGUGCUCCUGCGCCCGCUUGUAUGGGCUGAUAUUCUUGAACGAUUCGAAAACGUCUUACGCAAUAAAGCCCCGCAACGACUUAGUGUUGUUCCUUUUGGAUCGACUGCGCAUCACCUUUUCUUCAACGUAGCAAAGAAGAUUAACUCGAAUAUUUUGAUAAACUCUUCGCAGCAUGCCAAUGGGCAAUCUGGAUUCGCCCCGACGAUUAGCACCGGCCUCAAGAAACCUAAGUUAGCCAUUGUAGGGAUGUCAGGACGCUUCCCAGACGCGAAGAACACCGAUGAAUUCUGGGAUAUACUUCGACAAGGUUUAGAUGUGCACAAGGUUGUGCCACCCCAGCACUGGGAUGUACGCACCCACGUCGAUACUAGUGUAAACCCUCGCAAGAACACAAGUGCCACGCCUUUCGGUUGCUGGCUGAAGGACCCGGAAGAGUUUGACGCGCGGUUCUUCAACAUAUCACCGAAGGAGGCUGCCCAGAUCGACCCGGCGCAGCGACUCGCUCUGAUGACCGCUUACGAAGCUAUCGAGCGCGCUGGUAUAGUCCCAGAUGCAACUCCAUCUACUAGACCGGACCGAGUCGGCGUUUUCUAUGGCGUUACCAGCAAUGACUGGAUGGAAACGAAUAGUGCUCAGGACAUUGAUGCGCACAUGAUCCCUGGUGGCAAUCGUGCAUUCAUCCCAGGCAGAAUUAAUUAUUUCUUCAAGUUUAGCGGGCCUAGUUAUGCCAUCGACACAGCUUGCUCAUCUAGUCUGGCAGGUAUCCACCUUGCAUGCAACUCCCUAUGGUGUGGCGACAUCGACACUGCUAUAGCUGGAGGUACCAAUGUAAUCACCAAUCCAGACUUCACUGCUGGGCUCGACCGUGGCCAUUUCCUCUCUCGUACAGGCAAUUGCAAAACUUUCGACGAUGUUGCUGAUGGUUACUGUCGUGGUGAGGGCAUUGCAACGGUUAUCAUCAAGAGACUCGAGAAUGCACUUGCAGAUCACAAUCCCAUCCUUGGUGUGAUCAUUGGAGCGUACACCAAUCAUUCGGCAGAAUCUGAAUCUAUCACCAGGCCGCAUGUUGGUGCUCAACGCGCCAUCUUCAACAAGAUUCUGAAUGAAUCCAAUAUCGAUCCUUACUCCAUUAGCUACAUUGAGAUGCAUGGCACUGGCACGCAAGCAGGUGAUGCGGCAGAAAUGUCAAGCGUUCUGGACACGUUUGCUCCAUCGCCCAGCCAAUGCCAGCAAUCUAGAGCACGCAAAGAAAGGCUCUUUCUUGGUUCAGCUAAGGCAAACAUUGGCCAUGGCGAAGCUGCCUCUGGCGCGUCGGGCCUUAUCAAGGUCUUGAUGAUGAUGGAAAAGAACCAGGUCGUUCCGCACUGUGGAAUCAAGACCAAGAUUAACCACAAGUUUCCGACCGAUCUUGGGGAUCGUCGCGUUCACAUCGCUUCUGAGAUCACAGCGUGGGAGAAGAAAGGACCUGCGGCGCGACGUGUACUGGUCAACAACUUCUCAGCUGCUGGAGGCAACUCGGCGCUUCUGCUUGAAGAUGCACCACACGUACCAGAGAACGUCAACGUGGCCAUGGAUACUCGAAAAAUCUAUGCUGUCGCGGUAUCUGCCAAAACAGGUGCUUCUAUGCAGGGUAAUCUGAGGUCAUUGCUCGCACAUCUGAAGAAGAUGCCAAACGUUUCACUUGGCGAGCUUUCAUACACAUCUACAGCACGACGCAUACACCAUCCACACCGGGUAUUGCUUAUCGGUUCAUCUGUUGAGGAGAUCUAUCAACAAAAUGAGUCGGCAAUUGCUCAAGAAAUUGGCCUAACAAGACCCAAGGGAUCACCUAGAGUCGAAAGCACUAUCUUCCGAAACGAGUUGCGUCGUCUUGACUACAUAUCGGAAAAACUGGGAUUUCCGUCUGUGAUCCCUUUUAUCGAGUCUACGGAACAAGAUCCUACAACGUUUCAGCCCUCGGUUGUACAGCUCGCCAGUGUGUGUGUUCAAUUAGCCGUUGUCAAAUUAUGGGGCACUUGGGGCAUUCGUCCAUCUUUAGUUGUAGGACACAGUCUCGGCGAAUACGCGGCUCUCAAUACUGCAGGAGUACUCUCAGACGUCGAUACUAUCUUCCUUGUUGAAAUGAGGGCUAGGCUGCUCGAGGAAAAUUGUGUCUCUGGUACGCACGCCAUGCUGGUUGUCGACAGCCCAGUUGAAAAGAUCUCCACUGCUUUGCAAGAAAGAAAAUACGAAAUAGCAUGCAUCAAUUCGCCAACAGAAACGGUCCUUGCCGGACCUAACGAGGGGAUGCUCGAGCUGCAGGAAUUACUCAAGAACGCUGGAAUGAGAAGCACACUUCUCAAGGUGCCUUAUGCAUUCCACUCUUCACAAGUGGAUGCGAUUAUACCACAAUUCAAAGCUCGGGCACAGGAAGUGAAGUUUCUCGAACCCAAAAUACCAAUUAUCCGGCCUGUUGACUCUACCGUCUCAACUGCUGGUACAGUUUUCGAUGCUGAGUAUCUAGCAUGUCAUUCUCGCGAGCCUGUCAACAUGCUCGGGGCUUUGGUUGCAGCUCACAGUAAUGGCGCAAUCACCGACCGAUCUGUUUUUCUGGAGAUUGGUCCGCAUCCUGCUGUUUCAAAGAUGGUCAAAUGUACAUUGGGACCGUCUGCUUCUGCUGUCGCCUCGCUUCAACGUGGGGCUCGGCCAUGGGACGUGCUUACCAGAUCACUGAAGUCUCUCUAUGACAACGGAGCCAGUAUUAAUUGGGCGGCUUAUCAGCAAGACUUUCAGAGGUUUCACAGAGUUGUCUCAUUGCCAUCCUAUUCUUGGGAUCUGAAGCCGUACUGGAUCCAAUACGUCAACGACUGGUCUCUUCGCAAAGGUGACCUGCCAGCUCAAGGUUUACACACCGGCCCUAAGAUAAUGAGUACGACGAUUCAUUCAGUCGUAUCAGAGAGCGGAGACUCUAGGAGUACCAAAAUCGUGGUCGAGGCAGAUACCUCACGCAAAGAUCUUGCCCCACUGGUACAGGGACAUGAGGUAGACGGCAUACCUCUAUGCACACCCUCAGUCUAUGCCGACAUGGCUUUGACUCUCGGUACAUACCUGCUCAAGCGCUAUUUGCCAGAGCAAUCUCAACUGCUAGUCGACGUUCACGCUGAAGCAGACUGGAUUUCUAAAUCCGUGACUAUGAAGUUCAUGACCUUCAACAAUCACCAAAAACUCCAAGAACACUCUCGGUGCAUCGUACAUUACAGAGAUCGUUCUCUUCAGAAGAAACUGCAAGCCAAUUCAUCGGAAAUUCAGACGAAAAUAUCGGCACUCCGCACGGGUAUCGCUUCUGGCAAGACAGCCCGGUACAAUCGUGCAAUGGUGUAUCGCGCCAUCCGACCUUUAGCACGAUUCCACAAUGAUUACCGUGCUAUUGAUGAAAUAGUUCUCAACAGUGAUACGCUGGAAGCCUCCAGUAUACUGAGCUUCGGUAGCGUAAAGCGCGACGGCGAUUUCCAUACUCAUCCAGCUAUUAUCGAUUCGUUGACACAAGCGUGCGGUUUCACAAUGAACUGUAACGAUAACACCGACCUAGACGUUGAAAUUUUCAUGAAUCACGGAUGGGGUUCGUUGCAGCUCUUUGAGCCCAUAGAUUUUGAAAAGGUGUAUACAACGUAUAGUCGUAUGGAGUCAGGUCCGGACAAACUCUGGCGUGGCGACGCAAUCAUCUUCGAUGGCAACCGAAUCGUGGCGCAUUUCGGACAAAUUGCAAUUCAGGGUGUGCCCCGCAGAGUGCUCAAAGUCAUAUUGUCGCUCGAGAGCGGCAGGAAAACGCAGACUCGUACCACGGCAGCACAGCCAUCGAUCACCGAUCGAAGCCAGCCGGAAAUUCGCUCAGCCCAUCCAGACACCAAACAAAAACAAUCCCCAGUCAGGGCUGGACCAUCUCCUGUUGGUGUUGGGCUUCAGAUCAUCUCAGAGGAGUCUGAGGUUGCUAUCGACGCCUUCACGGACGAUACCGUUUUCUCAGAUAUGGGGGUAGAUUCUCUCCUUGGUCUUACCAUAUCGUCGCGCUUCCGGGAACAACUCGACAUCGAUCUCGACUUUAACGGCCUCUUCUUUGAGUACCCAACAGUGAAGGAUCUCAAGGCGUUUCUGAACACAUCUCUACCUGAUUCAGGUUACGGUAGCCCGGUCGUAGGCGGCAAUGAUGGGCUAGAGUCAGUCCACGAGGUUACGAACGCCUUGAAGAUCGAUUCUUCGGAUAACAGAUCGUCCUCGAGUCAUAAUUUUGCGCGAGCACUAGAGAUCAUUGCAGAAGAGAGUGGUGUCCAAGUAAGUGAGCUUGGUGACGACACCGAACUUGCUGAUUGUGGAGUCGAUUCGCUCUUAUCACUCAUCAUCACAAGUCGCUUUCGCAACGAGCUUGAUCUCGAGAUGGAGAGUGAAUCAUUGUUCUUAGAGAAUCCAACAGUGGGUGACCUGAAAAAAGCGUUGUUAGCAAAGUCGCCAAACAGCAUAACAGCGGAACCUGCUACUCAUGAAGUAGCAGAUAAGAUGGUGUUACAGCCUGGUGCUAACAAAGGGGAUGAUGGGAACGCAACCAACGCAAAUAAACCCGAAACUGGUCGCAUGCCCAAAACAACAAGCGCUGAAUCGCAUGCUGUACUCGAAACGAGAAAGCGAGCCGUGGAAGAUUUGGUCGAGGAAUUUGCAUCUGGACUCGCUGUACCAACAUCAGACGAAAACGCGCCGGAGACAGUCGACAGAGAGAAAGUCGUACUGGUGACCGGCGGGACUGGAAGCCUUGGAGGCCAUCUCGUGUACCACCUUGCUCAGCAGCCUGACGUUCGAACUGUCGUCUGUUUGAAUCGUAAGCAUCGCGAAUAUCCCAUGCAACGCCAAAUUCAGGCGAUGCGUGACAAAGGUAUCCGUUUCCCCGAUGAUCUGAAGCAUAAGUUGCUGGUUCUCCAGGCCGAUUCUGCCUCUCCACAGCUAGGCCUGGAACAAAGGCAGUAUGAUGAGCUCACCGCCUCUGUUACUCACCUUAUCCAUCAGGUUUGGCCAAUGAGUGCGACACGUGCGUUGUCAGGGUUCAAGGCGCAGUUCCAGGUCAUGCGCAAUUUGAUUGACUUUGCCUGUGAUGCCGCAUCGCGCCACCGUAAAGACUUCAAAUUCAGCUUCGAGAUGGUGUCCUCUAUUGGUGUAGUUGGCUUUUAUGACAAGGAAAAGAACGCAGCCAAGACUGUAGUGCCAGAGGCACGAGCGAACAUUGAUUCAGUCCUAACGAAUGGCUAUAGUGAAGCAAAGUGGGGAUGUGAACUUAUGCUCGAUCGCACGCUUCAUCUGUACCCUGACCGCUUCCGCGCUAUGACAGCCCGCCUGGGCCAAAUUGCGGGAUCAAAAACAAGCGGAUACUGGAACCCAAUGGAGCAUUUCGGCUUCUGGGUCAAGUCAUCAUGCACCCUGAACGCACUGCCAGAUGUCGAUGGCAAAUUGUAUUGGACACCUGUCAAUGACGUCGCAAGCGCACUUGCAGAUUUGGUACUUGCGAACAACAACCCACAUCCUAUUUACCACGUCGACAAUCCCCAGGGUCAGUCAUGGAAAGAAAUGAAUGGCUAUCUGCAAGCUGCGCUGAAGAUACCAAAUCUAAUACCAUUUCACCAAUGGCUAGAACGCGUACGCCAGACACCGCAAAAAGACAAUCCUGCGCUCUUGUUGUCUGACUUUUUGGAGUCAAAUUACCUGCGCAUGUCAUGUGGAGGAUUGGUCUUGGACGUCUCAAACACGCUCGAUCAUUCACCAUCCCUCAGGGAAGUAGGUCCAGUGUCUAACCAGGUUUUGAGAAAGUAUGUACAUAUUUGGAAAGAAAUUGGAUUUCUCCAUGCUACGGAAGACGAUCGGAAGAGUUUCGAGAAGGAGCGACUGGCACUUUGGGCUUAA